UAUUGAUAGGUGAAUUUUAAUAAUAAAUAAAUUAAUACAAUGGGUUGCAACGGAUCAAGCGCUAACGCUAAGAAAAAUCAAAAAAUGGCUAACAAGAAGGCAGUCAAGACUAAUAUGGCUAAAGCUCCUGAAAUGAAGGCUGAGAAGAGAAUGUCUGAGCCUAAAAAGGAGGAAAAGAUAGAACAAACUACUCCCCCACCAACUGCAGAUAAGAAGGCUGAGGACAAGGAAAUGAACAAAGCUAGAUCUAAUCCUCCUGCUAAGAAUGCCAACAACGAUAAUGAUAGCGAAUCUGCUAGCGAAGACUCUGAAGACGAUUCAAGCUACGAAGAUUCUGAGGAUGCUUCUGAACUUAGUGAAUCAGACGGAGACAGCGAAAGUUUCUCGGACUCUAAGGAAGACUAACUCCCUACUAUACCAUAAAUUUAAUUAGGCUAAUAAAAAAUUCU
Messenger RNA from Moneuplotes crassus, 449 nucleotides. The record is from the annotation of a GenBank genome assembly. Lineage: Eukaryota; Ciliophora; Spirotrichea; Euplotida; Euplotidae.